AUUUGCAACUGUUGGUUGCUUUUGAUAGGACGAAAGAAAAAGAAACGAUAAAUGUGGAACUGAUAGUGGAAAACAAAAAAAUGAGUUCAUUGGCUAUGACCCUUGUUUCGAGAUCUGGUUAUUUUGUUCAUCUCCCGCCGCUGCCGCUGCAUUUCCAAGCAAAAAGAAGUAGCCGCCGAGUACUUAAGGCGGCGUUGCCGUUGUCGGAGAAGAUGAGGAGUGGUGGUGGGUCGGCGCCAGAGUCGAAGCUGAUGGAAUUUCCGCAUCUGACAGCUGCGCAUAGAGAUCUGAUGGUAGAUCUAAUCCAAGCCGUUGAAAACGGGUUGGGAGAGCAUCUUUUACCGUCGACGGUUCCUCCAGAUGUAGAGUAUUAUGAGAAUCAAAGCGGCACGUCACAGGGCACUCUUCUCAUUCGAUCUGCCCUUCAAUCUUCUCCCAUUGAUUUUAUGAUAGCAAGUUGGCUGCACUUAAAGCAACCACAGGGAGGCGCAUUCAACAUAACCAAUAUAGCAGGCUACAUGAAACCCUCAAACAACAUUCCUCAUUUCCAAUUCGAGUUGGUUCAAUGCAGCCCUACUUUUCUCAUCUUCUUUCUUGAUUUACUUCCUCGAACCGAUAUUGUUCUCCAUCCUGACUACCUUGUCACCUACUACGAGGAGACCGAGCUUGAGAAGCACCGACAACAACUCGCUGCCUUGCCAGUAGUGAGCCCUUACUUCUCGUCAUCGCUCUACUUUCGUAAAGUCAUUUCGUCAACAGCAAUUUUGGUGAGUGUUAAGUGCGAAGAGAGCGAAUCUGAGCGCGUAGAAGAGAUUAUUCGGGAAGAGAUCGGUCCGAUCUCAAAGGAGGUAAUGAAGAUAUGGAUUGAAUUGUGGUUGAAUGGAGGAAGAGAUAUUGAAGAAGAUGAAAGGAGUUUGAUGGAGAAGAGAGACCUUAUGAUUAAGAAGAAGGCUAUUGAGAUGGAUCUAAGCAAAACCAUGCCUUUGCAAUUUGGAGAAGAAGUUGCAAAUAGAGUUCUUCGAGUUAUUAGAAGUGCUUUCAAAAUCGCUUGAUAUUUAAUUAUCUUUUCCAUCAUCUUAUCUAUACAUUUAUGUUUUUCAUAUCUUAUAAACUUUAUAAAUAAUAGUCACUAGAACUUUUAAGAUAUACAACCA
Molecule: messenger RNA, 1154 nt
Organism: Benincasa hispida (wax gourd)
Lineage: Eukaryota; Viridiplantae; Streptophyta; Magnoliopsida; Cucurbitales; Cucurbitaceae
Product: red chlorophyll catabolite reductase-like
Biological process (GO): chlorophyll catabolic process
Cellular component (GO): chloroplast
Molecular function (GO): red chlorophyll catabolite reductase activity
Source: RefSeq, a predicted model, not a curated record